Messenger RNA from Amoebophrya sp. A25, 4430 nucleotides. Lineage: Eukaryota; Dinophyceae; Syndiniales; Amoebophryaceae. The record is from the annotation of a GenBank genome assembly.
AUGGUUCGUGCAAUUAGCUCGUCGGGGCCUGUUUGGCCCAGGACUGCGGUAUCCCGAACGUUGAGGCUACACUCGUCGAGACAUGCAGUUCUUUAUACAACUACACGCGCACCAGUUUCCGGUCAGGCUGUAAGUUUCUCCGUGGCAGGGUCUGCUGGAAUUGCUGAUGGCGAUCAUGUGGUAAAUGUUGUCGAUGCCACGCCUAUUUUCUCGAGCGAGCUAGACGGAACUGGCGAAGAGAUCACUUCUCCUUCCUUUGCAGGUUCUUUGCGUAGCUUGGCGGAGCCAGCCGAAGAGGACGAUCCUGUCUCUAAUAGGUCAAGCAUCAACAACAUAUUUGGUUCUGGCAAACAACGGAAGAGAACGGAAGUCAGUCACUUGCGUGAUGAGGACGAUGCGAGUGAGAAGAACAGUUUGCUUCUAGAUUAUGUUGAGGUACAACAGAUGCAAGAGCGCCAGCGGCGCACUGAGCCGAGGAAACAAGGUCGCAUGAUCAGUUCCGCACACAGCGAGUCCGCAGAGAUGCUAUUGCGGGGGAUCGCUUCGACGGCCAAAGCGGUGCGCUUGUCUCCGAGUACUGCCUCUUCGAGAGCCUGGCGCGACAGUGUCCGUAACCUGUUGCGCGACAGGCCAGGUCUUAUUGGAAGCUUUCAGGCAGCGGAAACCGUCCCUGCACUUGAAGCAUGUGCUCGAGUCGCGAUGCAUGCAAAUAGAAGCAGUUUUUCUAUAAUGUCGAGUAGUGAAAAAGAUCGAAGCUUGGUAGAUGACGACUCUGGCCAGAUGCUAUCGAAGAGACUUGUUGCUGAACGUGUCCCGGCGAUAUGUGGUCAAUGCUCCACGCGGCAGCUUGCGUUGCUUGUGCAUGCGAUAGCGGCUCUUCAUCGAUGCGGAUGUCUUUCUUCAAAAGAAAAUGAUAGACAAGAAAGUCUGGGCCAUUCGAGCGGACCAAACGAGACAGAACAAAGUUACUCUGUUUAUUCAAGAAAAGUCGAUCUUGGCAUGUUGUUUCGUGACCGCUUGGCACCUGUAAUCGCUUCACGCGCACUGCACAAAUGGAGCGGACGAGACGUGGCGCUUGUCUCGAAGUCCUAUGCGAGUCUGGGCAUUUCCAGUCCGACCAUUUUUUCAGAGUUUCUGCAACUCUUUGUGUGUGGUGGCAACCGUGUUCCACGACAACAGGUGCGAAGCAAAUGCAGCGUUGCACCGAACGACAACAGCACAUGUGCAGAAGUGUCAAGUUCUUCAUCAUCCUCAAAUAUCCGCAACGAUGUCGAGCUUCAUCGUGACACGACAUCCACGCUGGAUGAGAUCACUGCAGAGAAACUCCUGCAGGAUGCCCCUGCAGCGAGGCUAAAGUGGAUAGACGAGUCGCCAGUGUUGAGUGCUGUUAGGGUCGUAGAUGCGAGGAACUCAGAAGGUGCGAGUCAACAAGAACAGCACUUGAAACGUAGGGUUCGUGCAUGUGCUAGAUUGCGGCGCAAGCUCAGAAGUAGUAGCGGAGAACGACGAGAACCUUCCAAGGUCAAUAAAGGUGAGACUCAGGAGGAUGAAAUUCCUAAAUUACCACCUGGUUUUGUUUCUAGCGCACCUAGCGAUGAAGAGGCGCAGAUUAGUAGGUUGCGGGCGAGAGACAUUGUCCAAAUUGCAGAGGCGCUGACGUCGGUUAGCGCUUCUGUUCUACCACAUGCAGCGAAGCUAAAGAUUUUGAAUGCGUUGUCGGACCGCCUGUUGGAGAACGACGGCUUUCAGUUACGACGCAUCGGGUCCCUAGACGACGUCGCCCGCCUACUACAGGCUACUGUGGACAGGGCAGGAACAUUUGCGCGUCUGCAUGAGCACUUACUUGUGCAUGCGCACGGGCUGUUGCGCAUAUUGAGAAAACACUCGCGAAACAACGCACAUGUUGAAGACUCAGGGAGAAUCUGUUCAGUAGGGUUUUUGAUUAGCAUCCGAAAUUUGCUUGCCGCAAUAGUGCGUAGUGAGGCCUUAGACAGUCCGGUAGAUGGCUUGUGCUCGAGUUCUAGCGAAAUGUAUAUUACCGGAUUGCAAGACUUUCGACGUGAGGUUCAACGCACAGUGAGAGAUCAAGAUCAACUACAAGAACAGGAGAAGCACGCUGCACUGUUCCUGGACCCGGCCGCCAAGCUUAGCGCCAUGAACGUGCUCCGAAGUAUAUUGUUUCGCCGGCGACCGAGCGCGAACGGCUUCGCGACGAAGACUGUAGGCGGUCAUGAAAUGCGAGAUGAAAUGGAACAGCAUGUAGCAGGUGGAAACCCAACACAACAAAGCCCGAUGAACAUAGUUGAUAAGGCAUCAGAUAAUUUUGUGGAUGAGCGGCGAAUGUGGGAAGUUGAACGGGCGUUGAUUGAUUGCGUUGUCGGAGACGUUCUCCUUCCCGCUUUGCAUCAGGAGGAAAAGGGGGAAAGAACGGGGAGGGGACAGAGUUCUACUCUUGAUCGCAGAGACGUGGAAGAUAACGGUGUGUUGACGUGUUUGGCGCUAGCACGCUAUGAACCCAGCAGGGAGCGAGAUGGUCGCGGGUCUCCUUCGUCGGAGCCAGAAAGUGAAGUUUUGGGGCAGAUGAUGGAACCAGCAUACGCAGAGGGCUGCUCUUUUGAGACCGCAUGCCCUUCAGAGGAAGAAUAUUAUGUUGAUACCGAAGAAGACGAGGAUGAGGCAGACCCGCUGCUCACGACGGAGUUGCUUCGGUCUCGAGGAUUGCUGUCCCACGAUCUCUUUGCCACUGGCAACAGCGCACCCAAAGCAAAGUCUGUCCUGGGUGACAUCGAGACUCUUUCUCGUUUGUGUCGGCUUUACGCUGCGAGAAGAACGAAUGUGCUGACGCCUGUAGUCUUUCCUGGAGUCUACAAUGGUGACCCUUCCGGAAGAGCUUCCAUAUUAAGUUCAAAUUUGAAAAGUCUCGCGCAAGCUCUGGAAAUGGUUCUGGCCUUUCCGUCAACGAAUUUUUUUGUGCAACCGGUGCUAGAACUUCUACGUGCGAGUGAAAAACUCAUGGAUCAUGCAGCCGCAAUGAAUGGAGAAUUUCUAUUUCACGAGAGAGGAUUGCCUACCGGCGAAUUAACAAAGACGAGUUACAGCGGUGACCAAGAUCCGAAUGUUGACAAAAGUCACCGUAAGAUGAACACGAGACGUGCGAGAAAAGGUGAAAUUGUCGACUUAUUUGACAGCUUGCCUGAGCAGAAGGAGGUAUCGAAAACCAAAUCCACUCUCACGUCCUCAUUUUCCUCGUCGGAGUGUCUCGUAGAUGCACGGAGUUUGAUUACGUUGCUGCGCAGUUUACGUGCUAUCGUGGACAGGAGAACGGGUAGCGAAUUUGGUGCGCUCGACAAGUGCCUAAAUCGGCAAACGGUUUUAUUGUGGGAUCGUCUGGACGGCAGAAAUCGCCACACUGUUGUGAAUCUGUAUAUGGACCACGGAAGUAAAACCUCCGAAGAAUGUCCAGCUUCUGAAGUUCUUGCUGAGGCAAAUGUAAAUGCGUCUACUUCUCGUACCAACGCUGGCAUAAUGAAGGCUCCGAGAAUCGUGCGUGAGUGGGUUGAGUAUCAGAAAUCGCUCAAAAUACAAGGAAAGAAGACGCCUGGAAGCAGUGCUUGGCAAGAAAAACGUACAGGAUCGUGAAGGCGAUAUCGAUAUUGUUUCUUUCGCCAUCCGCAAUGUCAACACUGUGAUCGGGCUUCCAUUCCACUUCGAAGGAACCGAGGAGCUGCCGCGCCAAGCAGAUGAUUACAACCGAGCAAAACCGCGCAAUAUACGUCGUCAGAAUCGUGGGCACAGAACCGCGCACAAGGGACUGACCGGAAAGAGGCGACUCUGGAGAAGAAGUACACUUCGAAGAUUAGGCUAGUAAAAUCUGCUGGUUUCAGUAUGCGGUGGCGCAUGCUGAUCGUUUUCCAAGACCAACUUGUAAGUCGUGGAAUAUUACGAAGACUAAGAGUUCUAGAAUCAAACCUCUCGUUGGAACCUUGACAAUUCAAGUCCCGACUUGAUACAAGAAACAAAUGGAAAAUGAUCGCUGUCCUGUGUAUUACUCGGAAUCCCCAAGCACAGCAUGGUCUAAGUUACUUUAUGAUCAUGGAAGGAAAUCAAUCUUAACGGAUCAAAUGGGUGCUUUAUGCUUGAGUGCUUGAGCAGGAUAGUAGAAAUGUGGACCACGAUCCCAUCUGUAAUCUACUUAAUUUGCUCCGAGUAUGUGGCGUCUGUCCACUCUUGUAUGCUAGCAUCUCACGCUCAACUUGAACUUCAUGUAACUCCUAUGUUACGGGAAAUGUCCAGUCAUAUGUGUGAAAGAACAGACUGAUGGCAGGACGCGCUUGGUAGAGCACCAAGACAUCAUUUUAUUACACUUGAAGAAACUGAGGAGCAUCCAAUGUUGUGACUGAUGCAGAUAGAUUGAACCGCAUCCGCCUAAC